Molecule: messenger RNA, 1848 nt
Organism: Medicago truncatula (barrel medic)
Lineage: Eukaryota; Viridiplantae; Streptophyta; Magnoliopsida; Fabales; Fabaceae
Exons: 6
Coding region: 160-1299 (379 amino acids)
Source: RefSeq, a predicted model, not a curated record
UUUCUCUUGCUAGCGCGUACACUAAUUUACAAUUAUAACACCCACAAAUUCCUUUGUGGCUGCAACUACAAGACAGUGAAACCGAAAGAGAAGGGAAGAAGAAGAAGAGAAGAGAAGAGAAAGGUGUUGGGUUUUGUGGUUGUCGACUUUCAAUUCUACAUGGCAACCCUUCCCUCUAUCCUCUCCUUCUCCUCCUCCUCCUCCUCCUCUCUUCCUCUCCAUCGCUUUCGUCCCUCUCCUUCCUUCUCCUUCUCUCCACUUCGCUCAAACCCUACAAAAUCUCCUUCUCCCUUUCUUGUUCUCGCUUCUUCAUCCCACGACUCCAACGACUUUACCUCCAAGAAAUCAGCUUUAUCGGAGUUGAUACAAGAAAUUGAACCUUUAGAUGUGAGUAAUAUUCAGAAAGAUGUUCCUCCAACUACAGCUGAUGCUAUGAAAAGGACUAUUUCUGGUAUGCUGGGUUUGCUUCCAUCUGAUCAAUUUAAUGUCGUCGUCGAGGCUUUGUGGGAACCUCUUUCCAAGUUACUCAUUUCUUCAAUGAUGACUGGGUAUACAUUGCGCAAUGCUGAGUAUAGGCUUUGUUUGGAGAAAACUCUUGACAUUUGCGAUAGAGAUCUUGAGAAGCCGAAGGCAGAAAGUACUAAGUUCGACUUACAAGACUUCCUACGUGACAGUGUAAAUGUUAUUGACUUUGGUAGAAACAAUAAUUUGUCUUCCAAAGUUGAAAAGCCUCACGAGGACGUUAACAUCCAAGACCUUGGUCAAAUAUCUGCCGAAGCUCAAGAAUAUAUUUCUAGUCUGCAAUCUCGUUUGUCUUCCAUAAAAAAGGAGCUACGUGAAGUGAAGAGGAAAAGUGCUGCUCUUCAAAUGCAACAGUUUGUUGGAGAAGAAAAGAAUGAUUUACUGGAUUACUUGAGAUCGCUUCAACCUGAACAGGUAGCUCAGCUAUCCGAAUUUACAUCCCCCGAGCUUAAAGACAUCAUCCUAUCUGUUGUCCACGGUCUCCUUGCCACCCUUUCUCCUAAGAUGCAUUCAAAGCCCUCUACUACAUCAGAGAAUGCAACAGUUGGAUCAGCAAAUGCUGGGAAUGAGGAUUGUGCCGAGGUUGUUGAGAAUUCUUCACUUAAAUUUCAGCCUUUUAUAUCAUUAACUCGAGACUAUCUUGCCCGCCUGCUCUUUUGGUGCAUGCUGUUGGGACACUAUCUUAGAGGUCUUGAGUAUCGAAUGGAAUUGGCGGAACUGCUAUCCUUGACAAAUGUUGCUGAGAAUGGUGCUUCUGAGAAUGAACAAAUUGCUUGAAUGCUGUUCAAAUUUUGACUCUUCAAUCAGUGUAUAGAGGCAUGGUUUCAACAUGAUUUUUCCUUUCAACACAAAGAGAUUAUUACACACACCAAGUUUUAGUCGCUUCUGCUAAGGAGAUAUCAUUGCUUCCAGAAGACAAAAUAUUGCUUCGAUGAAAAGAUAACAAUUCUCACUCUUCUAAUGUCAAACCAUCACAAGAGUUGAAAGCGGUUGGCAUUGCUGUUGCUGGGUGAUUGAUUAUAUUAUAGUUUACAGAAUAUGAAAAUGAGACGAACUAUGCAGCCUCAGAUGCAAGAUGAAGUUGAUUAUUUAUUAGUUUAUAUUUGAGUCAAACAGUUUCCUUAGUUGUAUCCAGUUUUUAAAAUUUUCUUGAUUGAUUUAAUUUUAUGUCGUCACCUAGCAAUGAAGAACUGAUAAAAUAUGUACCGAAAUAAAAUAUGUACAUACUUUAAUUGAGUUGUUAAAAGUUUUUUGUAAUGACUAUUUUUUAGUUAGGUGACUUCAUUGUGAAGAACAAUCAGCAAGACACAUUUAUCUUUCUCUUUA